AUGGCAGGUGGCGAUUCCUGGGAGAGAGCGCUGAUUUUGGCAGCGAUGUCGUCUUUGGCCUGUGCAAGGGCUGCUGCUCCCACGGUACGUGACUUGGCGAAAUCAGCUCGAAUUGCAUGUUUGAUGCAAAAGAGAAGGGAAAUCAGCCUCUCUUUGACAAGGGCAAGGACGUCCUGUUCGAGAUGCUGA
This is a messenger RNA of Enterospora canceri, 189 nucleotides long. The record is from the annotation of a GenBank genome assembly. Lineage: Eukaryota; Fungi; Microsporidia; Enterocytozoonidae.